This is a messenger RNA of Oryza brachyantha (malo sina), 3993 nucleotides long. RefSeq names its product proteoglycan 4-like. The transcript is spliced from 4 exons. Bases 69 to 3707 code for a protein of 1212 amino acids. Lineage: Eukaryota; Viridiplantae; Streptophyta; Magnoliopsida; Poales; Poaceae. The record is from RefSeq and is a predicted model, not a curated record. Gene Ontology annotation, molecular function: glutathione transferase activity; glutathione binding. Gene Ontology annotation, cellular component: cytoplasm.
AUGCCCACUUGCAUACCAUAUCCAUCAAUCUGCCAAGCAACAAACCUGCUGAGCUCCUGCUAUCUAUCAUGGCAGGGCUUAGCACAGGAGCAGGAGCUCCUGUUGUGAAGCUAUACCAUGAGAAAUCCAUGAUCCUGCCUGAUGUGUCCAGGGUGCUUGCAUGCCUGUAUGAGAAAGACAUCCAGGCUGAGACUGUCAAGGCCUCUUACAAGGACAUCCUCAGGCUCCAGGCAUCGAGGAGUGUUCCUGUUCCAUUCUACGAUGGACCCACAUUUCUACAAGAAUCAAGAGCAAUCUGCCGCUACAUAGCAGAAACCUAUGAGCAGCGUGGGUAUCCUUUUCUUCUCGGAAAGGAUGUCCUGGAGAGGGCUUCCAUUGAACAAUGGCUCCGUCACGAGGAGCAUGCCUUUGAUCCUCCGAGCAGGGCAUUGUUUUGCCACCUGGCCUUUCCUGUGCAUGAAGAUGAUGAUGAUGACAUAAACAAGGAGAAAAGGAAACUGGAAGAAGUCCUUGAAGUCUAUGAACAAAGGCUUGGUGAGAGUGAGUUCCUUGCUGGGAACAAGUUCACCCUUGCUGACCUUGUUCACCUGCCAAACACCCACCACAUUGUGACAUCUGAAUUUGCCUACCUGUAUGACUCAAGGAAGAAUGUGCAGAGGUGGUGGAAUACUAUCUCUACCCGAGAUUCUUGGCAGCAGGUUCUGAGGGAUAUGAACAGUGUUGAAGAGCAAUACCAAAUGGAACUUGAGCAGCAGGAGGAGCAGUGGCAAACACAGUACCCCCAAACAUCUGUUGCCCACACCAUUCACUUAGACCCUCGGAAGACUACUGGCACAGAGUCAAGGACAGUACUAGUCCCACCUCCCAGUGCUCGUACUAUCUCAACCUCAUCUUCUUCACAAGGAGAGCAGCCUCCGCCCUCUGAAACAACCUACCAUGACAAACUUUCGCCCAGAAAAGAAAGGAACUUCUUUACUAACACUGAAGAAACUUCAUCAACCCCAAGGUCUAAAACUUCUACAACUCAAAAAAUGCCUAGUAGUACCUUCUCUACCACAGCUACCCCUCCUACUACCACAAAAACAUCUCAGAGCACAUAUACAGAUAUGUCCAGCUCCAAAUAUUCCUCAUCUCAAACCAAACCUAGUCAAAUUUCAUCAAGAGAAGCUCCUUCUAAAUCCCAUGCCGCUGAUUAUUUUAGGGCUAGCACUCAUACUAAUGAACCGGCAAGCCUUACAAAAUCUAGUCCACGAGAAGCCUCAAAAACUUCUAGCAAAACACCAGAUCUAGGCACUUCUCCUCGCAACAAGGAAGCUGAAACAUCUACUGAUCCGAGAGGUAGUGUUCAGCCUCCUUAUGUACAGGAACAUGCUGAACAAGUGAAGAAACCCUCAGCUGAUCAGAGAGCUGAUGCUCGUUUGCUAGAGCGUGUGGCAUCCAAGGAUGUCAAAGGUGAAAUUGCACUACCAGCUCAACCCCGUGGCAUCCAGGAAGUCACCAAGGAUGCUAGACAGGCUGAUCAAAAAAGAGUCAUAGCAGCACCACCACAGCAACAAUCAUCAGAUGAGCAAAAUGUCCAUAAACAAUUUACAACGCCACCAACUUUGGAAGUACCUGACUUGUCAACAACGCAACCAGAGUCUACAGAAGAUGCUCAUAACAUUACCAGUGAAGAUGAUAGAUUCGCUACUCGGAGGCUCCGGAAGAUGAUUGAGGAAAGUGACAAAGCAGCACAAGCAGCCAAAUCACAGCCUACAGAUUUUCAACCUUCAAAGGAGGAGGAAACACCAUAUAGUAGUAAGAAGCCCUCAGAUGUGCAAGACAGAACCAUUCCAAAUGAUAGAAAAACUAGUGGUUCCCCGUCAACUGGCACACGAGCUCCUAAUUAUCCAACAAGUGCUGCUGAAAGAAGAGUUGCUUCACCACCAAAAGGGGGAGUGCCGCAUUAUGAUCUUGGUGCCACUAGACCACAAAAAUCACCAUAUAUCAAUGAGCAAGAAAAGACUCCAGUAGUGCCAAGCCAAGCACAACCAACCAGUUUAGGGCAAGCUUCAGAAUCAUCAAAAGAAGUUUCUCCUGAUGAUGGCUUGGAUCAACUAUCCACAAUCAAUCAAUGGAGACAAGCCUCUACCCCUCCAACCAAACAAGCAGCUCCUGUUGCUCCUAGGAAUGAUGAGUUGGUAAAAACAACAGGUAUUGACAAGAGAACACCAAUAAGCACAACAAAGCAAAUGCCAAGGGAUGACAGAAAUGCUUUAGCAAUAGGGCAAGGAGCUGCCCGUGGUAUUGCUAAUGGGCAAUCAGACAAGAACUCCAUCAUGGAUGAAAGGGCACCACAAAUCACAAGGCAAGCAGCACCUUCUGGCACUCAGCGUGCUUCAGCAUCAAUCCAAGAAGGAAAUAAUGGUGCCCGUGGCACUAGUGAUGAUAUGUUUGGAAAAACAUCAAGUCCUGAUCAAAGCAACACUCCAGCCAUAUCAAAGCAAACAACAGUUCAACAGGCAAUCCCCGAUGUUCGUGGUACUAGAGAUGAUGACAGAGACAUGAAACUUCCUGUUGAUGAAAAGGCAACAACAAACAAGCAGAUGCCAAUUUCAAGUUCUCAACAGACAAUUGAACCAAUUAAAGGAACCACUCCUACCUCAUAUGACAUUAAUGGUGAUGAGUUGCCCAGGGCAUCAAGAACUGAUGAAAGACCAACACCAUCUUCAAGGGUUCAAGCACCAGUAUCCGAUAGACAGGAUGCUUCUACAGCUCUCCAAGGUGGUAUACCUGAUGCUCCUAGGGAAAACACAUUAGUCAAACCAACAGGCAUGCCUACUUCACCAAGAAGACAAGAAUCAACUCCUGAUACUCAAGGUCGUCGGACAGCAGAUCAAGUGCCACCCCAAGCCUCACUUCUGUCUUCCUUUACUGGUACAAGAAACAAGGAGAAUGUUAUUUCGGAAGCUGGUCAAAACAACAAAAUAGUGCCUAGUGAACUGCCAGGUGGGAGAGUUCCCAAAGAUGCUGAACCAAAUGCUGCAGGACCUUCACUAAUGAAAUCACAGAAAAACAUGAACGAAGCAUACAACAUUGGACCAUCCACACAACAGUUGCCAAAUGAUCGAUAUAGGCCUCAACCAGCAGAAGCUAAGCAAAAGCAAGGAGCUGAUGCAGCAGUAAUCAAUGAAAUUGGCAAGCUCAAAAAGGAUGAUAUGAUGGCAAAUCCAAAUCAAAGUAGUACUGGAAAAGUUCAACUAGUGUCAACUGAAGAAACAUCCAAGCUGCAACUGCAAUCUGGCCAGAACAAGCCUAUAUCAUCUAAAGAUAGUAAAGAAACAGAAAGCUAUGGCAGCUCAGCAAUGUCCAGAGAAAUGCUACCUUUCGUUCCCAAUAAGAGCAUGAGAGCACAGCAAAUGCAAGGUGACAAGUCCAGCAUAUCACAAGAAAACAAUGUGCAGCAAGGGUCUGAAGCUACACUGGAGGGAUCUAGAACUGAGCAGCCUAAGAAAAGGGACCUCCUUGCAAAUGCUGGUGAGAAAAUCGGAGGAACUCCAGGAGAAGCUUUACAGAUGUCUGAAGAGCAAACCUCCUCUGAUGUUGAGCGAAUGAAAAGCAAUAGAAAUAACAGCAAACCAGAUGGCUCAACCAAAUCUGCUUCAUUUGAUGGCAAUGAAGGUAAUCCUCCUGAGUCACAGAGGCGUGGCUCAUCAAGCAACCCAUAACAUGCUUCCAUCAGAUCAUUUUCUUUACAUAUCUCUGUUUUAGUGUUAGCUACCUCCCUGUUUUCAUAUAAUAAGGUCACCAGCAGACCAACCAUACCAACCCAUGUUGUCUAAUCUGCAUGUUAAUUUAUUGUUCCUUUCCAAUGGUGCACUUCAGUAUUGUUCAUUACUUGAACAAUGACUUGUUUAGAUAUCAAAGUGCUUCACUUAAUCUUGUUUUGAAUAAUGUGAAUGUAAUAUUGUGUUAUCCGUAUGAACCCUAUCUCUUUGUAAGUUAUCCAUAAGC